AUGCCUGGUAUUAUCAAGCGCUCUGUGAGUCGGUUAAGCUUCGUGAGAUAUUUCCACAACUACAACAGAGUCUAUGUAGCCCAGAUCUGGCUCUCUCUAUUCGAGUACAAACGGUCGGACCUCAACCCAGUCAUAUCGAGCACACAAUUUUCCCGCCAGGGGACAGCUGACGGCGAGGCUGUACAACUGGCUGUGCAAGACAACAGCCAUACAAUCUACGGUCUCGAGUGCGGGACAGAGUACAUCUUCUACAUCACUGCACACAACGAUAUAGGUAAUGCAGGGGGCUGUCCCAUCUCCCACUUCGUUGUCCAGCUCCGCGACUCCAGCAACCACUGGACCACGGUGAGCUCGGAGGUGUUGCCGAGCAGGACGUUCGCGGUGACGGGCUUGUCGGGCGGGGUGGACUACGACAUUCAGGUUACGGGGCACAACGCAGCCGGCGCCACCAAGGCGCUCUACUCCAUCUCUACCCCGCUACCACAAACUGAUGGAUCACUGACGGCGUGGGGCGGCUCCAGCGGUCACAACAGCGUCGAUCGCAACUCGCCGCUAUGGCGCGACCUGCGCAUUCUCAUCCCUAUGGCGCUGUCCACACUCGCUCUUCUGGCCACACUCGUCAGGAUCUGCAUCUGCGUUAGGAGAAGCAAAACCAUGACAAAACAUAACCCUGCUGAUGACGAAGUGGCUGAUGGCGGAGCAUCGAAGGUUGCUCAGGACGGCCACGACUCUUCUAUGCUCAGGGAGAAACAGGACCUCGAAAACCCAGUCAAGACACGCUCACAUUUCCAAAGAUUUCCGCAGCCUUUGCCGAAUGCGGACCACCUUCGGAAUGAUUACCCAGGGGAGUCGGACGUGUAUCACUACGCGGACAGCACCUACCAUCUAGGGGCGGUAUCACCAAUACCCCAAGCCCCGCUGCCCCGACCUCCGUACGAGGCGAGGGACGGGGCCUAUACAGAGGACACGAGCCAGAGGAGCUACGCUACUCUUGUGUACCAAAUACCAUCGCUCACAUACCGACAAGCUCCUGCAGGGGAAGAACUCACCAGAGAAACGGAGGUCCGCUUCCAGAAGCUGAACGCACAACCCAUCACCAACAUUGACCACACUCUCAACCGCUUCAACACCAUCAUCGCCGAAGCUGAUAAGAAAUAUGUCCCCAAAGCAAACAGGAAAAAGUACAAUCCUAAUUUCACACCUGAUAUCUCCCGUCUCAUCAGAACACGCAACAACCUACGAUACACACCAACACCACACUCACAGGAGUAUCACGCACGUCUGAGUGAGGCCAGUCGCUGGCCCAGCUCGGUGCUGACGGUGCAGGCGCAGGACGCUGACACGGGGGCGUACGGCGCCGUCAGCUACGCCCUCGGGGGGGAGGCCGCUAUGAUGUUCGUCAUCAACGACACCACUGGCGAGGUGGUGGUCGCCCGGGGGGCGGUGCUGGACCGGGAGCAGCAGGCGACGCUGACGCUGGAGGUGACCGCCACCGACACCCCGGGGGGCGGCCUGACCAGCCGCUGGGCCGCCGUUAAGGUGUUCAUCGAGCUGACUGACGUGAACGACGAAGUGCCUGUAUGGAGCGAGGAAGGCUACACGGCAGUCGUGGCCGAGAACGCAGCCAUCGGAACGCCCGUCACGCACGUCGUGGCCCACGACCCUGACGAGGGCCUCAACGGACUCGUCCGAUACUUCCUCCCUGAGAACCAAGUCCCGCUUGAUGGUCAGUGUUGCUCGUUAGUGUUCAGCGGUCUAGUGCGGGCUAUGGACCAGGGCAGCCCUCAGCAGUUCUCGGAGGUCAUCAUCAAGCUCUACAUCGGCGACGUGUCUUCCAACGACGGCGUCCCGAAGUUCAUACAUCCCAUGCCUAACGAAGUCGCGUCUGUCCUGGAAGAAUCGGAGCCCGAGUCAGGUUUCGACAAUGCUAACAAUGGCCUCUUCGUCAUCGACUCGCAGACAGGCGUGAUCAGCACGCAGGCGCCCCUGGACCGGGAGCGGCAGGCGCAGUACAGCGUCGUGGUGGUUGCCCAGGAUCUCGGCAGGCCCCCCCAGCAGACGUCGCGGGUGCUCGUCAUCAACGUCACCGACGCCGACGAUAACGACCCCAUCUUCCUCAAGCAUGACCGUGUAGUGGAGCUGCAGGUGGAGGAGGAGGCCGCCCCAGGCACGGUGGUGGGGGAGGUGGCUGCCACUGACAGGGAUGAGGGUGACAACGCUUAUAUUGACUACGCCAUCACUUACGGUAACGACGAAGGGCUGGUGUCGCUAGAGAGGACCGACAACAACACAGCUCGUCUCAUCGUCAGGAGGAGGAUUGACCGGGAGAAGAUGAGUUCCUUCACGCUGACGAUCGCCUGUGGCAAACUUGGUAGUCGCCUGCCUUCCCGCCUGCAGUACAGUGAAGGCGACCCCAGCCUGCUGCAGGUCAUGAUCCUGAUCGACGAUCUAGACGACAACAAGCCCAAGUUUGACGCAGACCUGCUACAGGCGGGGGUGCGGGUAGACGCUCCUCUACAGACGCAGGUCGUUACUGUGCACGCCGUCGACGCUGACCCGACGUCGCCCCCUGUCAGAUACGGCAUCCACAACAUGACGUUCGAGCACUCGUCGGCGUCGUACCCGCUGCUGCCCUCGGGGGUGAUGGAGACCAGCGGGGCAUUCCUGCUGGAGGAGAACACAGGGCGUCUCCUGACACACGCGCCCCUCACGCGCUACACGCACGGCACCUUCACCAUCAUCGUCACCGCCGUCAGCGAGCCUCAGCAGCAGCCUGUCUUUGCCACUAUUAAGGUGGUGGUGGUGCGAGACUCUGACCUGAUGCGCUUUGUGUUCAACACGCCCCCCGGGGAGAUCAGGCCCAAGCUGAAGACAUUAAUGUCCUUCUCCAAGACAGGUUCGUGUUUCCAACUGGAAGACCGCAACCGCCAAGACACGCAAGUGCUCAUGGAUGCCGAGGGCAACUCUCGCCUCAAAGAAGUCUUCGCGAAAUACGGAGUUGCGAAAGUUGAGCGUUGCGUGGCUCGCUCGUUGAGUCGCGCGGGGGCGGCGGACUGGGUGGAGGUCUGGGUGCUGCUGCUGGCCGCGCUCAUAGGCGUGGGUGCUGCCAUAGCCGCCUGUACCGUCUGCUGCCUCUACUCCAGGUACAAGAAGAAACUGCGGAAGCAACAACCACACUUCAGAUUAUUGGACUCCCCUGGGCCUGGUCACAUGGGCCCCGCGGGUCCAGGUUCCAUCAUAAUGCUGCCUCCUGGGCCCGCCGUUCACCCUGGGCCCAUGGGAGGAGGCCCAAUGCAUCACUCGUCCGUGCCACCGUCAGAAGCAGGACGAUCAUACGAGUGGCAGGAGCGGGGCAUUCCUAUUGAUGCGAUAUCCUUCAGCAGCACUGCGCGAUGAUUUGUAAUAGUUGAUAAUUAUCUACGUUUAUUUGUAAUUUAUUUGUUAUAUGAAAUAAAAACAGCAACGUUAGUUUUUGAGUCAGAUUAGUGUGUGUUUCUAGAUGUUAGACAAAAAUUAUACAUAGCGUGCGAUGCCCAACAACAUAUGUUAUUUAAAUCCGAAUGAAAAGUUGUAAUUUGUUUAUAAUAAUAAUAAUAAGUUUGGUGCAAGAUACAGAAUUGGCAGCAGUAGUGCGCGCAGCCUGCGUUCAAAUUGCCACACUCGUCACUUGACUUCCUUUCAUUGGAACUUAUCGUGGCCAACUGUGGCUAAAUCGUCGAAUAAGACUAACUCUGUUGGUUUUGUGACAUACGAUAUUAUAUGCAUUUGGAAUCAACAAGUAGUUUCAAAAAUAUAGGUUUAUAAUCCGGUAAAUCAAUGUUAAUUUCUGCCAAUCUAAUAUAAAAAUUUAAAUUGUGAGGCAUGCCUGUAGGUGAGAAAUUAAUACUGACCUUGUCGAGGAAGCGCCGCAACUCUUAAACUUGUCGUCAGUUAAUAACAAUCAGCAUAUGCGUGGAUGGUUCUAACUUAACAUUUCGUGGUCUUAAGUGACCUAAAUCAUCCUGGGCACAAUCCCAGAUCGACCUCCCCUGCAACACUA
Messenger RNA from Hyalella azteca, 4039 nucleotides. RefSeq names its product cadherin-23-like. Gene Ontology annotation, molecular function: cadherin binding; calcium ion binding. Gene Ontology annotation, biological process: cell morphogenesis; adherens junction organization; multicellular organism development. NCBI's taxonomy places the organism in Eukaryota, Metazoa, Arthropoda, Malacostraca, Amphipoda, Hyalellidae. Bases 1 to 3396 code for a protein of 1131 amino acids. The record is from RefSeq and is a predicted model, not a curated record. Gene Ontology annotation, cellular component: adherens junction; catenin complex; membrane. The transcript is spliced from 24 exons.